UUGUGCACCGUGCCUCGUACCGGUAUCCGUCACAAUAUUGAUUCAGCGAAGUUGACAAGUGAUGGCCUCAGAAUGGUAGAACUUGAAGGAUUUUCAACCAUGAGUGGGACAGAAAAUACGGCAUCACUGAUGAAAAGCCAAAAUGUAGAACAGUUAUCACCUUGCAGAUCUUUCACCAAGAGGAUCAUCUCUCCUGGAUCAGGAUUAGCUAGACCUAAUGAAGGAUCAACAUGUACAGUACAGAUCAUCCAGCUAGGAGGUUCAACACAGCUUGAUGAGGCCCUGAUUGGAUACUCACUUAAUCAGGAGACGAGAAUCUGCCUUGGGGAUGGAGAAGGUGCAAUGUCUCAUAUUAUUGACACCUGCGUGGAGAUGAUGUUGCCAGGAGAGACAUGCAGAAUGCAGGUUGCCAUGGAAAUGAUACAGGAAGUCAUACAGAUGAGGCAAAACAACUUGAAAAUUGACUGCAAAACACUCUUACAGAAACCUGUAGUGUUCCAAAUAGAACUCAAGUCACUCAGAAGGGACAAAGAUAUUUAUGAGAUGACAGUUACAGAGAGAGUGGACCGUGCUUCCAAAUUCAAGAGUAAAGGAAGCAGCUGCUUCAGUUGUGGAAAACUACAGAAAGCUGAGGCAUUUUACAUCAGGGCUUUGAAAUACCUCCUAACGGUCGAUCCUCUGGAAAUCACUGAUGAAACUGAUGCAACAAAAGAAGUUUUCAAUACAGUGAAGAGUGCUUGCUUAUUAAAUCUAGCUGCCUGCAAGCUGAAGUACAAAUCCUAUGAGCAUGUUGUAUCUCACUGUACCAAGGCCUUGGCAAUUGACAGCAGUAACCCUAAGGGCUAUUUUCGUAGAGGAAUCGCCUACAUGGAAUUACAAGACUAUGAGUUGGCAAAAGCUGAUUUUGACGAAGCAAUGCACCUUGAACCAACAAGCAAACCUCUUAGGCAACAGAGACAAAUCCUUCAGGAACGAAUGAGAUCUCUGGAUGCUAAGUACGCCAAAGCAAUGAGCAAGAUGUUUGGUGGACAGUGAUGAAGUGUUGACCUGUUACCUCUUUAAACCAGUGGUUAAGCUUAUACAUGUUCUUCAUGAAAAGAAUCUUAUAUUUUGCUAAUUACUGUACAUUGUACAUGUAGCAAAAAUUGCUAGAGUGGGAGUAUUUAUCUUGUAAAACUUUGUGGUGAAAAUUCCAGCAGUAACAUCACAUACAGGACAAUAUUAAAAAUUCCCAUCCCAUAUCUUGUCCUGAGGAGAAACACUCUUGCCCCUGAAACUCUUUUAAAGCUGCAAUAAGGGACAGAAUUUCAUUGCAUGGCCAGCAAAUACACUUUUUCAGAGCUGUGUUUUAUCAAGAUUAAAAGAGCAACAUUCCCUACAGAUGACUCAUGUCAAUAUACAGCAAUGAACUUGAGAUAUUUGAUCAAUGUAUCAGGAUCCUGAAUUGGUGGUGGUUAUUUAAAGUUUGAAACUA
Messenger RNA from Acanthaster planci (crown-of-thorns starfish), 1474 nucleotides. RefSeq lists its product as uncharacterized. NCBI's taxonomy places the organism in Eukaryota, Metazoa, Echinodermata, Asteroidea, Valvatida, Acanthasteridae. Gene Ontology annotation, molecular function: protein binding; peptidyl-prolyl cis-trans isomerase activity. The record is from RefSeq and is a predicted model, not a curated record.